Messenger RNA from Topomyia yanbarensis, 2404 nucleotides. RefSeq lists its product as uncharacterized. The record is from RefSeq and is a predicted model, not a curated record. Lineage: Eukaryota; Metazoa; Arthropoda; Insecta; Diptera; Culicidae. The transcript is spliced from 3 exons. The annotation marks the transcript as partial.
UUUCGCGUGUCUUGAUCCUCUCCUUUCCCGGCCGGCCGCGCAUUCGUUCGGCAAAGGAAGUCAGUUAUGGUUUGCUAGUUGGAGAGGGGACUUGAUCGCCGGAUACGAUCAGGCUGAGUCAGUAGUUUACCUGUGGACGUUUGUUGUGGCGGAUCGAAAUUCGGAAGUAAUGAAACGGUGCGUGCUGGAGAUUCGCGAAUGUGCGUUCCUGGUUGACCUCUCGUGGCAGUUUCGCGUGCGAAUGUGAUUGGAGAAAGGAAGAUGUGCAAUUUCAGUGAUAGUGUAGUGUGUAUAUUUACGAAAGCUACCAUCCAAAGCAAAAUCUUUCAAUCGGAAAGAGAGAGUUCGUGCCACUUUACUAGCUAAACCUGUUGGUGCAUCGAUUUAUUGCUUUUGCGGUGACAUAUCUUAAUCGAAGGUAAACCGUGUCAGUAAACUGUGUCAAGAACUCUUCCGCGGGAUCGAUCUGUUUGCCAAUAGAGAUGUUGUCCUACUCGUUGCGUGGAUGAAAGUGUCUCUUAUCGCUGUUCAAAUAAAGCGCAAGCAGUUCUGAUAAGAGUAAACGAUGGACUGCGCUUCGCAAAACGUCGCUGCCACUGCGGGCGUGGAAAAUGAGGCGAAUGACGAGGAAUCUUCAGUGCCGGCUGUCACGACUACCAAAACUUCCGAGAUAACGAUUAUUAUGAAAACACUGGUGUCAAAUACGACGAAAAAGACGAACGGUCGCGUAAAGAAAUGUGAAUGCGGUGAUGGGUCUAAAGUCGGUAGUACUAUAGAAGUUACGACCAGUGUAAGAAGUGUUUUCGAGUGUCCGGCGGAGUGCAAUCGAAGUGCGGCAUUGGAGCCGAUUCUGAACAAAAAUUUCAUGACCUUACUGAAAACCGCAAACGAUUCGUCCUUUGAGAGUGUCUUGGAGUAUAAAUCGUUAUUGCAAGUGCCUAAACAAGAUAUAAGUUUGAAAAGCUCGGCAGAGAAUCUGCUGGGCGGUGAUGUGGAUCAGGAUAUCCGAAAGUUUCUCAAUGAUCUCAGUCAGCACAAUGCAAGUGUUUGUUGUAAAAAAGCAUCUACCGGUGAAAAUGUUGUGUCUUGCGUGAAUAAUAACAACGCUGGUGAAGGAUCGUGUUUGGAGAAGAACGAUCUUAGUGUUAUAGAAAAUUCGAUUGAUCAGCAGAAGCAUUGCCUUAGUUCGUCGGAAUCAGACAACACGACAAGCGAUUCCGUGCUGAAGAAACCGAAGAUUAGCGAUGAUAUGAAAAGUGUACGGUUCACAGUGUCGAAAGUUGAUGAAAGUACCGACGAGUCGCGUGGGUUCUUAUCGCUACCCAGCUCGACACCCAUAAAGAUAAGCAAAGUUUCGGAGGAAGUGCAAAAUGCAGAAAACUAUAAAUUGAAUUUGUUGACUCCGCCGGCCGAUGCCUCAUUUAUUGACUCUGACUUCGAAUCGAUGGAACAGGAUCAGUAUGAUACGUGCAGUAGUAAGGAAAGUUUAAAACUUGAAAACGCAAGUCCGAAGAAAGAACCAGUACAUAUUGAACCUUUCAAUCCAGAGGAACUGUUUCCCGAACCCAUCCGGGUUUCAAGCCCGCCUCUGGAUACGCACGAAACACCAACGCGAAUAGUAAGAAAAUCAUCAUCUACAAAAGCGUUCUUCGAGGAAGCUCUUAAAACGCCACUUGCUCUAAGGAAACGAUUCCAGAAGCGGCGCAAUUCUGAGCACCCAAGACAACCGUCACAUUCAAAUCUACUGAGCUUCUUCUCGUCGAAAAAGAAAAGCAACAGCUUAGAAGGAGUUCAAAGGCCUAUCCAAAGUAAGAGGUCCUUAACCAUCAGUGACAACAGUUCGGACACUAGCCGUUGUGCUUCACCAACUCUUACGGAAGAAAACCUGCGCCGAUUUUCAAACACUAUCCGUGAAGCAGAUCUCUCCAAUCGGACACUUAUCUGGGGCGAAAACUUCGAUUACUCGUAUGAAUGCGAACCGUCGCACUCGGACGUGGAAGAAGAGGAUGAAACCGACCCGGAUCCGGUGGUUACCCGUUUGGUUCAGUUUAACAUAUCACCGGACUCAUCCUUCGAGAUGCAACCGCCGAUUGUUCCAACGUUCAAAAUCGAUCCACCACAGGCGAUCAACAUUGCCUCGGAACUGGCCCAAGGGCUUAUCUGCAAGGCUUACGCAGUAACUUCGAGCAGCAUAAAACGCUCCGUUAGCGAUCCAUUGAACUGUAAAGCACGUAGUCACAGCUGUACUCCGCUGACCUCAGAUAUCGGUGAAUCGGAAGAGGAGGAGGAGGUGGAACCAAUCAUGAAGCAAGCACACGUACAUUUCCACAGUGUUCAUGAGGCUUCGCUGCGAAGCUUGGACAAGGUCGGCGUGAGUGAACAGAAUAUAUUGGCAGCAGAUGAU